AUGGCACCCUUUCGAAGACCUGGACUAGAAGAUGACGAAGCCGAGUCACGACCUGACACGCUUCGUCCUCGUCCUCCACACACUUUCAGAGGUCCUCCAGCAUAUUCCGCAAUGCACCAAUAUGGUCCAUCGCAUUCAAGUACAGGGGAUGAAGACAGCGUCGUGUCCGGACUCUCAGCAAUGUCAGAUCUGGAAUCGCUCUAUUUGGAAUCGUCUUCCAGCAACCGUCCUAAGAAUGCUCGCGAACAGUACCUACUAGCACAACGCCUGCCAGGGCAAGCGGGAAAUGACAGGUCUUCUGGCGAAGCACGCAGCGGACUCUCAAACCUAUUGAACGGCUUCAUAGACGAAAACGAUGAUGAAGAAGACAACUGGCAAGACAUGGUAUAUGCUGCGACUCUCCAACACUCACGCCAGUCACAGGUGGGUCGCAUAAAAAAGGAGACGAUUGAUCCAGCAGAGCAAGAAAGGCUCGACUUGAAUAGGGCAAUUGCAGAAAGCCGUUUGCAACAUGAAAUAGACCAAAUGCGUCUCACACAGAUUGUCGAGGAUGACGAGGAGUCACCACAGAAGGAACAGAAACCGAAAAAAAAAUCUUCCAAGAAGUUGAUGAAGAAAGACAAGAAAUUUGACAAACAAAUUAACCAGAAAAGUAGAGGCAAGUCUCCGCCGAUAAAUGGUCAGGAUGUAGCUGAAAAGUCAAAGAAGAAUAGUGGAAUGUGGAGUGCGUUAACAGGCAAGAAAACUAAGAAAAGAUGA
Messenger RNA from Cylindrotheca closterium, 759 nucleotides. Lineage: Eukaryota; Bacillariophyta; Bacillariophyceae; Bacillariales; Bacillariaceae. The record is from the annotation of a GenBank genome assembly.